Messenger RNA from Brassica oleracea var. oleracea, 831 nucleotides. RefSeq lists its product as uncharacterized. The record is from RefSeq and is a predicted model, not a curated record. The coding region runs from base 1 to 831 and encodes 276 amino acids. The transcript has 3 exons. Lineage: Eukaryota; Viridiplantae; Streptophyta; Magnoliopsida; Brassicales; Brassicaceae.
AUGGAACAUCUUCCUGUGCAUCUACCAGAUGAAGCUGCUUUAGGUGGUCCUGUCCAAUAUAGAUGGAUGUAUGUCUUUGAAAGGUACAUGUAUCAUCUGAAAAAAAUGGUAAAAAACAAGGCAAAUAUUGCAGGGUCCAUUGUUGCACAAUGUUUGAAUGAGGAGAUAUCAACUGCAUCUGCAACUUACUUUGGGAAAGUUCGAUUUACUUAUACUUAUGAAGAUGUACCAAAUUUGUUUUAUCAUGAAGGUCGGGUCAGUGGAAAAGCCACCACGAGAUGGCUAACAGAUGUUGACUUCACCGUCUUGCAAACAUUUAUGUUGCUCAAUUGCGAUGUGUUUGAACCUUAUGAAAGGAUGUUUGAUGAGUUCGUGAUGGAAGCAAACCCAAAUAUUACUAGUAAUGAUCUACAGAGAGCGAAAGAUCAACAUCUUGCAAAAUGGGUGAAAGACUUCAUUACAAAUGCCAGUGAAACAUAUAAGUUCCCUUUAUGGAUGUUGGAUUUCAUUCAAGGACCGUAUCAUAAUUACACAUCGUGGCCAAUAUAUUUCUCGCGAGGAUAUUGCUUCCACACACAUAGCCAUGGCCAAGAUAAAAAUACCCAACAUUAUGGUGUGUAUGUCCGUGGAACCACCGAGACCGAGUAUUAUGGGCUGAUAGAAGAAAUCAUGAUGAUCGAGUACGGUGGUGCUGUUGGCUUGAAAGCCAUGAUUUUCAAAUGCAAGUGGUUUGAUACAGUAGUGGGUCGUGGAAUGCGUAAGCAUAAGUCGGGGAUCGUUGAUGUGUCCCCCCGUGGCCAAUAUGAGAAAUAUGAUCAUUUUAUAGUUUAG